Dreissena polymorpha is the source of this 4874-nucleotide messenger RNA. Its product is annotated as cytadherence high molecular weight protein 1-like. The record is from RefSeq and is a predicted model, not a curated record. Bases 1217 to 2461 code for a protein of 414 amino acids. Lineage: Eukaryota; Metazoa; Mollusca; Bivalvia; Myida; Dreissenidae. The transcript is spliced from 11 exons.
CCCAGCGACCCGGAGUUUAGUAUUUUCAUUGUUCGGUCAAUUUUAUAAUAAAGUGAACGUGCAUGCAACUGGAGCAGGCCAAAAACAUCACUAAUUCUAAUGUGUUGACAAGCAACUUUGCUUUGCAAUUGUUUGAGGGUUUGUUUAAUUUUAAUAUUUUUAAAUUUUUGACUUGUAGAGUUUCGCUUAAGGUUGACCGCUAUGGGGCGUUGGGACUUAAUGGCUAUGCCAUACCUUCCAAUGAACCAAUACAAUACUAACCUCCCAUGCAUGUUGACAUUAUUUAUUCCACAUCACAAUGUGCAAGUUAUCAACAGCUUGUUUUAUAAAUGACCAUGCUGUGCAUGGUUAUAAACCUUUAUUGGAAGAAAAAAUUACAAAAAUACUGACUUCUUUAGAAAUAGUUGCAGUUUUGGUAGUUUGAAUGUAUAUACCAGUAUGUUGAUAUGGUACAUACAUUGUACAUUAAUUAAGCUGUGUUGUAGUAAAUCACCUGAUGAAAUCAGUUUUCUGGCUUAUAGCUGUUUAAUUUUUAAAUCAAAUUCAUUUAAAGAAUACUGCACAGGUUUUUUUUAUUUGCCCGAUUUUAAAGCCGAAAUUUGGCUAUGUUCCCAAUCCCAAAAAGUAUACUUUUUUCCCCAAAAUGUGACAAAAAAUUCCCAACUUUCAAAAAAAAAAAAAAAAUUUUUUUUUUUUUAGAAAGAAGAGUCUAAUGUGUUUUUUAUCACAAUUUUAAUGCAAUUACAUAUAACAAAGUAGUAAAUGAUUUUGUUCUUUUCAUUUGAAUGAUUAUAAAGAGUUAUAUCAAAUUUAGUAUUUCCCUAAUCAGUGGACUUUUCGUUUGGAAUAAAAAGGCUAAUGAAUUUAUUUUCCCAAUUUCAUGAAAUUGCCGAUAAAAUUCCCAAUUCUAAAGCCAUGGGCUAUCUUCCCAAAAAGUGGAGAAAAAAAACCUGCUGCAGCAACAGCCCAUAGCUAUUUAAAUAUGAACAUAUCUGCUUGUUGUUUAAGAUCAAAUAGUUGUUUCAGAUGGUUAAGUCAAGCUGUUAUCUUUCAGAAAAUGAUAUGCCACAAGCGAUUGAGCAGCCAUCAAUGGACAGUACUGCUGAGCUGUCGACAGAAACUGUCAGUCAUCAUUUACAGCCUCUUGACAGGCCUUUGGCUCAAAGAGACUCUGAUAUGGAAUCAGACAAUGAAAAUGAUUUGCCUCCAGGGAUAGAUGAGCAAUCAAUGGACUAGUGCUGAGCUGUCGACAGAAACCAUCAGUCAUCAUUUGCAGACUCCUGACCGGCCUUCGGCUAAAAGAGACUUUGAUAUGAAAUCAGAAAAUGAAAAUGAUUUGCCUCCAGCGAUUGAUCAGCCAUCAAUGGACAGUAGUGCCGAACUGUCGACAGAAACUGUCAGUCAUCAUUUGCAGCCUCCUGAAAGGUCUUCAGCUCAAAGAGACUCUGAUAUGGAAUCAGGCAAUGAAAAUGAUUUGCCUCCAGCGAUUAAGAAGCCAUCAAUGGACAGUACUGCUGAGAUGUUGAUAGAAACUGUCAGUCAUCAUUUGCAGCCUCCUGACAGGCCUUCCGCUCAAAAGGACUCUGACAUGGAAUCAGACAAUGAAAAUGAUUUGCCUCCAGCGAUUGAGCAGCCAUCAAUGGACAGUCGUACUGAGCUUUCGACAGAAACUGUCAGUCAUCAUUUGCAGCCUCCUGACAGGCCUUCGGCUCAAAAGGACUCUGACAUGGAAUCAGACAAUGAAAAUGAUUUGCCACAAGCGAUUGAGCAGCCAUCAAUGGACAGUACUGCUGAGCUGUCGACAGAAACUGUCAGUCAGCAUUUGCAGCCUCCAGACAGGCUUUCAGAAAAUGAUUUUCCUCCAGCGAUUGAUCAGCCAUCAAUGGACAGUACUGCUGAGCUGUCGACAGAAACUGUCAGUCAUCAUUUGCAGCCUCCUGAAAGGACUUCAGCUCAAAGAGACUCUGAUAUGGAAUCAGGCAAUAAAAAUGAUUUGCCUCCAGCGAUUAAGAAGCCAUCAAUGGACAGUCGUGCAGAGCUGUCGACAGAAACUGUCAGUCAUCAUUUGCAGCCUCUUGACAGGCCUUCGGCUCAAAAGGACUCUGAUAUGGAAUCAGACAAUGGCAAUGAAGUUGUUGAUGAUUCAGAGUGUGAUGUGGGAUCAGAAAUUUGGCCAUUUCCAUUUCUAAGGUCCAGAAAUAUCCAAAUUCAUGAACCAGAUGAAAAGGAUGAAUUGGAAGAUUGUGAUGACAAUGUUCUGGAUCCAGAUUAUCACCCUGAAGAAGACUCGCAGGAAAGUGAUAGUGACUGUGGCAACCCGAGAGAUAACUUUGGGAAAACAGGGAAAAAGAAACAGGUGCAUAGACCAUGGUGUCAUCAAGAGCAUGCUGCAUUGCUUGAUGCAUUUUCCUCCUACCUAGUCCCGAACUGCAGGCAUCUACCUGGGGAAAACGGGAGAUAAUGAAAGUUUAGGACAACUGCAAAGCACUUGGAAACAGAACAUGGAUGAACAUCAAGUAUCAGCUGAAAUAAUGCAGUGUAAAAUUUGAGUGUGAUUGACACUUGAUAAAACUAAGGAGGGGCAUUUCUGAAAUUCUGAGAAUGUGUGCAUAUAUUGUUAACUUCUACAGCCUUCUCCCUCUUUAGACUUAGAAAAUCUGAAAAAUAGAUAAGAAGUCUGCACCAGGAAGAUGAUACUCUUGUUUUUGUGAUUGGAUGAAUAACACAUUUGGGAAAAAAUUAUGUUAAAGAAAUAUUCAAUGGGACAUCAUCACAUGGGUUUUGGGUCCUGAUUCUAUUAUUGUUUCCUGUCUCAUAUUAUUUGAUUGAAAUAUUUUACUGAUUGUAAAGUAUUGUGUAAGGCAAUUCAAGAGCUUGUAUGUACAUGAUGUAUGUAAAAAUAUGUGUAUGAGGGUCAUUUAAAAAGUCUGCAGCAUUGCCAUAUUUUUGUAAUAACUUAUCUAAAGGUAUAUAUUUACGUUUGUCUGUUAGGUCAAUCUUUUGAGUGCAACUACUACAGUUUUGCAUGGAUGGCUUUCAAAUUUGGUAGAGCAACUAGACAUGAUGUAAUUAAUUAUGUUUGAUCAAUAGUGUCGUAUUUUAAGCGCUGUUGCAGUCUUUUCCAAUACCUCUUGUAUAAGUGUAUAUAUAUGUUGUUUUUUUACAUUAAAGUUUGAUCACCCAUUCAUUUAAUAUAGGCUGAUAAAGAAAGAAAUUCAGCAAUUUAUCCAUAACCCUAAGACUUAGGGCUUUGAUACUUUGUGUGUGUUUUUCUAAGUUGGCUCACCGAUUAUUGUCUUCUACCGGUUUCACCGGAGGGGACUUGUGGUUUGUGCUCUGUGUGUCUGUCUGCCUGUCGGUCCAUCACACUUUUCUGGAUCCUGCGAUAAAACUUUAAUAGUUCUUCAUAUUUUUCACGAAACUUGAAACAUAGAUAGAUGGCAAUAUAGAUAUUAUUCACAUAAUUUCAUUUUGUUCCUACGUCAAAAAUUCUGGUUGCUAUGGCAACAAAUAAAAAAAUCAAUAAAAAUUCUGACAAUGGUGGAGCUGGUAUGGGACAUAUAUUGCUUGGCAAUAUUCUUGUUUAACAUAAGCUGAUAAAGAAAGAAAUUCAGCAAUUUAUCCAUAACCCUAAGACUUAUGGCUUUGAUAUUUUUUGUGAUUUUUAUGUCCCCCACCACUAUAUUGUUUUUGCCCUGUCUGUUGGUUGGUUUGUUGGUUGGUUUGUUUGUUUGCCCCAACUUUAACAUUUGCAAUAACUUUUGCAAUAUUGAAGAUAGCAACUUGAUAUUUUGCAUGCAUGUGUAUCUCAUGGAGCUGCUUAUUUUGAGUGGUGAAAGGUUAAGGUCAUCUUUCAAGGUCAAAGGUCAAAUAUAUAGCUUCAAAGCGGCGCAAAAGGGGACAUAGUGUUUCUGACAAACACAUAUCUUGUUUUGUUUAAGUUGGCUCACCCAUUUAUUUAACAAAGUCUGAUAUAGAAAGAAUUACAGCAAUUUACCCAUAACCCUAAGACUUAGACUCAUGUUAUCAUACCUCACAGAAUAUGCCAAUGCACAUUUCACCUAGGCCUAUAAUGCAGAACUCUGUAUUAUUUAUAUUAUGGGGCUAAGUGACUGUUUGUAAUAAAAAUAUGCCAUGAAACUUCUGAAAAAGAACAAAUGCUCAACUAUUUAACAAUGUUUUCUUAGUAUAUAUCAAUUUUUCAAUAGUUACACUAUAUACAUGCUGCUUGAAAUUUGCUGUACUGAUGAUACAUAUAAACUGUACUUUAAUUAUUGUUCAAAUGUUGUUCCCAUUGUCCAGUCUUUUACAAUGUAAUGUAUUUUUGUAUUGGUAAGAAACAUUAAGAAUUAUUAUGGACAUGUGUUGCUAGUUUCAGUAUAAUGAUAAUUUAGAAUUUUAUUUGACCAAUGUAAUAGGAACCUCAUAUGACGAUUUUUAUGUCAUAAAAGAACAAGAUGAAGAUAAACCGCAUGCUCAAAUGUGAAAACCGCUAUAUCUUUCCUUACACCAAAAUAAUAUGCUCUUGAAAAAACUUUGAAGCAGAACUUUGUAUAGAUUUAAAGUAACGAGAAUUGUGAUAUUAUUAACAUUGUGUUCAUAUCCAUAUUCUGAUGUUAUUUUGAAAGGUCAAACAUACUUAAAAUGAUAUAUUUGUAUAGCUGAUAGUUGAAAGUCCUUUAGUGUGUCAAAAUAUAAAUGAAUUAACUCAUGUUAUUGUCAUGGUUUAAAAUGCUACGAAUGAUAUUAUUCUUUUAUAAAGCGUACUGCCCAAAAAUAUACACUGUAAAUAGUCACUCUGAAGAUUGACUCCAUGUAUAUCUUUAUAUGUAACACGUUUUAUAUUGAAUAUUUGAUUAAAUGUUUUAACACAU